AGGGACCAUGACCCCGCUGCGGCCGCCGCUGCCGGUGCAGAGGCCGGAGCGGGGCGGCGACCGGUGGCGCGUUUCCGCAUGGGCCGAGCCCCGCGGCCGACAUGGGGCAGAGCGAGUCGGAGCCGCAGGAGGAGACGGAGGACGCGUCGCUGACGGCCGCGUUGCCCAAGCUGUUCGCCGAGGAGCAGCUGCAGACCGGCGCGGUCCUGGGGGCGAUGCUGGGGCUCGGCCUCUUCGUGGUGCUCGUCGCCGCCGCCAUCGCGGUGCUGGUCCGCAGGCUGCGGCUCAAGAAGGUGCCAGCUCAGGAGACGCCCAAAUACCGUUUCCGCAAGCGGGACAAGAUGCUCUUCUACGGGCGCAAGAUCAUGCGCAAGGUCUCCCAGUCCACUUCAUCCCUGGUGGACACCACUAUAUCCAGCACCUCCCGGCCCCGCAUGAAGAAGAAGCUCAAGAUGCUGAAUAUCGCCAAAAAGUUCUUGCGCAUCAAGAAGGAGCUGCCCACGCUGCAGCUGAAGGAGCCUCCGCCGUCGGUGCUGGAGGCCGACCUGACCGAGUUCGACGUGGCUAAUUCCCACCUGCCCUCCGAAGUGCUCUACAUGCUGAAAAACGUGCGGGUGCUGGGUCAUUUCGAGAAGCCGUUGUUUCUGGAGCUUUGCAAACACAUGAUCUUCCAGCAAUUCCAGCAGGGAGAAUACGUCUUCCGGCCCGGGCAGCCCGACACCAGCAUUUACGUGCUGCAGGAUGGCAAGUUGGAGCUGUUCCUGACGGAGCCGGAUGGGAAGGAGACCGUCAUGAAGGAGGUCUUUCCAGGCGACAGCGUGCACAGCCUGCUCAGCAUCCUCGAUGUCAUCACGGGGCACCAGCGGCCCUACCGAACGGUGUGCGCCCGGGCGGCGGAGGACUCCACCGUGCUGCGGCUGCCCGUCGAGGCCUUCUCGGCAGUCUUCGAGAAGUACCCCGAGAGCCUGGUGCGGGUGGUGCAGAUCAUCAUGGUGCGCUUGCAACGCGUCACCUUCCUGGCCUUGCACAACUACCUGGGGCUCACGAACGAGCUCUUCAGCCACGAGAUGCAGCCGCUGCGGCUCUUCGCCCAGCCCAGCCACGCGGCCCGUACCAGCCCCGUGCGCCACAGCAAGCGGGUCUUGAGCGCUGCCGUCGCCGACGAGGGCAAGGAGAGCGCGGCCAGGCCGCCGGAGGCGGUCAGAGACUCGGCCGAGUCGCUGAAGGCAGGAGCCCUGGAUGCCCCCGCGCCGCCGUUGCUGAGCCGCUGCAUCUCGAUGCCAGUGGAUAUCUCCGGCAUCCAAAAAGGUCCCCGCUCCGACUUCGACAUGGCCUACGAGCGCGGCCGCAUCUCGGUGUCGCUGCAGGAGGACAGCACCGGCGCCUUGGCCUCCUUCUCCCGGUCCAUCUCCCACGAGCCCAAGGAGCGCAAGUCGGUGACGGUGGAGGAGCAACCGUCGGGCGUCUACCACUACAACUACUGCGAGGACGAGACUGUGAGCAGCGACUGCCCCUUUGGGCCCUACCAGGGCCGCCAGAGCAGCACCAUCUUCGAGGCAGCAAAGCGGGAGCUGGUGAAGCUCAUGAAGGUGGAGGACCCGUCGCUGCUCAACAACCGCGUCUUGCUCCAUCACGCCAAGGCUGGGACGAUCAUCGCCCGUCAAGGGGAUCAGGACGUGAGCCUCCACUUCGUGCUCUGGGGCUGCCUGCACGUGUACCAGCGGAUGAUCGACAAGGCGGAGGACGUGUGCCUCUUCCUGACGCAGCCCGGCGAGAUGGUGGGCCAGCUGGCCGUGCUCACCGGCGAGCCCCUCAUCUUCACCAUCAAGGCCAACCGCGACUGCACCUUCCUCAAGAUCUCCAAGUCGGACUUCUACGAGAUCAUGCGGGAGCAGCCCAGCGUGGUGCUGAGCGUCGCCCACACCGUGGCCGCCCGCAUGUCGCCCUUCGUGCGCCAGAUGGACUUUGCCAUCGACUGGAUGGCGGUGGAGGCCGGGCGCGCGCUCUACAGGCAAGGCGACAAGUCAGACUGCACCUACAUCGCGCUCAACGGGCGCCUCCGCUCCGUCAUCCAGAAGGGCAGCGGCAAGAAGGAGCUCAUCGGCGAGUACGGCCGCGGGGACCUCAUCGGCGUGGUGGAAGCCCUCACCCGGCAGCCCCGAGCCACCACGGUGCACGCCGUCCGGGACACGGAGCUGGCCAAGCUGCCCGAGGGGACCCUGAACAACAUCAAACGCAGAUACCCCCAGGUCGUCACCCGCCUCAUCCACCUGCUGAGCCAGAAGAUCCUGGGAAACCUGCAGCAGCUCCGGGGCCCCUUCGCAGGCUCUGGCUUGGGCAUGGCCUCCAGCUCGGAGCCCACCAAUCCCACGAGCAACCUGUCGACAGUGGCCGUGCUGCCGGUGUGCGACGACGUGCCCACGGCCGCCUUCACCUUGGAGCUCAAGCACGCGCUCAAUGCCAUCGGUCCCACGCUGCUCCUCACUAGCGAUAUCAUCCGUGCCCGGCUCGGCUCAUCGGCGCUGGACAGCAUCCACGAAUACCGCCUGUCGGGCUGGCUGGCCCAGCAAGAAGACAUCCACCGCAUCGUGCUCUACCAAACCGACUGCACCCUGACGCCCUGGACCGUGCGUUGCAUCCGGCAGGCGGACUGCAUCCUCAUCGUGGGGCUGGGAGACCAGGAACCGGCUCUGGGAGAGCUGGAGCAGAUGUUGGAAAACACGGCCGUGCGCGCCCUGAAGCAGCUGAUCCUGCUGCACCGCGAGGACGGCGCCAGCCCUUGCCGCACCGUCGAAUGGCUCAACAUGCGCAGCUGGUGCUCUGGCCACCUGCACAUCAAGUGUCCCCGCCGCGUCUUCUCCCGCCGCAGCCCCACCAAACUGAGGGAGAUGUACGAGAAGGUGUUCGAGAAGAACGCCGACCGGCACAGCGACUUCUCCCGCCUGGCGCGGGUGCUCACCGGCAACACCAUCGCCCUGGUCCUGGGUGGAGGCGGCGCCAGGGGCUGCUCUCAUAUCGGGGUGAUCAAGGCCAUGGAGGAGGCAGGGAUCCCCAUCGACAUGAUCGGCGGCACCUCCAUCGGCUCCUUCAUCGGCGCGCUCUACGCCGAGGAGCGCAGCGCCGUGCGCACCAAGCAGCGGGCCCGCGAGUGGGCCAAGUGCAUGAACUCGGUGUUCGAGACCGUCCUGGACCUCACCUACCCCAUCACCUCCAUGUUUUCGGGCUCGGCCUUCAAUGCCAGCAUUAAUAAGGUUUUCCAGGAUAAGCAGAUCGAGGACCUGUGGCUGCCCUACUUCAACGUGACGACUGAUAUCACAGCCUCAGCCAUGCGGGUGCACACAGAUGGCAGCGUUUGGCGCUACGUCCGAGCCAGUGCGUCUUAUACCCCCUACCUACCUCCGCUCUGCGACCCCAAGGACGGCCACUGGCUCGUGGACGGCUGCUAUGUUAACAAUGUCCCAGGCUCGCUCUGGCGGUACGUGCGAGCCAGCAUGACCCUUUCUGGGUACCUACCGCCACUCUGCGACCCCAAGGACGGCAACUUGCUGAUGGACGGUGGUUACAUCAACAACCUGCCAGCUGACAUCGCCCGCAACAUGGGCGCCAAGACUGUCAUCGCCAUCGACGUGGGCAGCCAGGACGAGACGGACCUGUGCAACUACGGCGACAGCCUCUCGGGCUGGUGGCUCCUCUGGAAACGCCUCAACCCUUGGGCCGAAAAAGUCAAGGUCCCUGACAUGGCAGAGAUCCAGUCACGCCUGGCCUACGUGUCGUGCGUGCGGCAGCUGGAGGUGGUCAAGUCCAGCUCCUACUGCGAGUACAUCCGGCCCCCCAUCGACCGCUUCAAGACCAUGGAUUUUGGCAAGUUCGACGAAAUCUAUGACGUGGGCUACCAGCACGGCAAGGUGGUCUUCGACGGCUGGAGCCGCGGGGACAUCAUCGAGAAGAUGGUGAAGGACCGGCGCUCGGCCGACUUCUACGAGAGCAAGCGCAUGGACGUGCUGACGUGCCCCAGCGCCGGCUUCACGGACCUGGCAGAGAUCGUGUCCCGCAUCGAGCCCGCCAAGAGCUACGUGUCAGACGGUUACGCAGACGAGGAGUCCGACUACCUCACCGAGUACGAGGAAGAGGGGCUGGAGGUGGCGCGGGGCGAGGAGGAGGCUUUUGCCCCAGCCGAGUGGCUUGGAGCCUCCGAGACGGAGGACGAGAAGAGCCUGCGGCGCCGGCCGAGCCCAGCCCGGGAGCCCUCCACGCCCCAAGCUUGAGCCCCUUCAGCACCCGCUCCAGCACCCCGGGGACCCCAAAGGCCUGGAGGAGCCACCUCUCCCUGCCGCCGCCCCCAAGCCGGCGUGGGGACGCUCGAGGGACUCCCUUUCCCCUCUACCCCGCCACCGUUGCACUGGCCCGAUUCCCCCUCGGAGGUCCGAGCACCCACCCUCGUCCGACGGGUGCCCGCCGUGGGGCCGCUUUUCCCACCGCAUCCGUUUAUUCGGGGUGGUG
Molecule: messenger RNA, 4500 nt
Organism: Rhea pennata
Lineage: Eukaryota; Metazoa; Chordata; Aves; Rheiformes; Rheidae
Gene: PNPLA6
Product: patatin like phospholipase domain containing 6
Exons: 37
Coding region: 102-4265 (1387 amino acids)
Biological process (GO): phosphatidylcholine metabolic process
Cellular component (GO): endoplasmic reticulum
Molecular function (GO): phosphatidylcholine lysophospholipase A1 activity
Source: RefSeq, a predicted model, not a curated record